CCCCUGGAUCCACUACCAGCCCUGGAUUCCAAAAUAUGCCUUGACUGCCCUACCUCUGCUGAAAUUCUGCUUGACUGCAGCCCACCCCUCCAGGGAUGGAUAGGGGCCUGGAGAGGAGCAAUGGCAGGGGCAGGCGGCAGAGGUGUCCCCUUACUCCCAGGCCAGGACCCCAUAGCAGGUGUGACCGACCCAUCACGACCCAACUCUGCCCCUCCAGACUUCGUUUCCUGGCCAGUAAGGACAUCUGGGCGUCCUUACAUCCCGCCAGCAGCUGUGCUUCUGCCACAAAAGAGUUAAAUCCGCCUGCGACCAGCGACCGGUGCCCUAGCAAAGCGCCUUCUCGGCGCCUCUUGAUUGGCGGGUGGGAGUGGGCGGGGCCUGCUCAGGGAUAGGCUUUAAAAACGGUGCCUGCCCGGCUGCCGCUGCCCGCACAGGCUCACCUUGGCCAUGAUUGGUGCGGCCAGCCGAGACCCGGCGGAGGCGCCCGAGGAUCGGCGUUUCCUCAGCACGGAGGAGGCAGCUGCUCUGGAACGGGAGCUGCUGGAGGAUUAUCGUUUUGGGCGGCAGCAGCUGGUGGAGUUAUGUGGCCAUGCUAGUGCUGUGGCUGUGACCAAGGUGUUCCCCUUGCCUGCUCUCUCCCGGAAGCAGAAGACGGUGCUGGUCGUGUGCGGACCGGAGCAGAAUGGGGCGGUAGGGCUGGUCUGUGCCCGGCACCUGCGGGUGUUUGAGUAUGAACCGACCAUCUUCUACCCCACACGUUCACUGGACCCGCUGCACCAGGACCUGACCACCCAGUGUGAGAAGAUGGACAUCCCCUUCCUAUCCUAUCUGCCCACAGAGGUCCAGCUCAUCAAUGAUGCCUACGGGCUGGUGGUGGAUGCUGUGCUGGGCCCUGGCGUGGAGCCCCGUGAGGUUGGGGGCCCCUGCACACGUGCGCUGGCCACACUCAAGCUGCUGUCCAUCCCCCUCGUGAGCCUGGACAUUCCCUCAGGCUGGGAUGCGGAGACCGGCGAAGACUCCGAGGACGGCCUGCGGCCCGACGUGCUGGUGUCACUGGGUGCGCCCAAGCGCUGCGCUGGCCGCUUCUCCGGGCGCCACCACUUCGUGGCUGGCAGGUUCGUGCCCGACGACGUGCGCCGAAAGUUCGCGCUGAGUCUGCCGGGCUACACGGGCACCGACUGCGUGGCGGCGCUCUGACCGCUGCGCGUGCCCACGCGGCCUGGACGGGCCCCAAUAAACACACAUCCCACCA
Molecule: messenger RNA, 1252 nt
Organism: Myotis lucifugus (little brown bat)
Lineage: Eukaryota; Metazoa; Chordata; Mammalia; Chiroptera; Vespertilionidae
Gene: YJEFN3
Product: YjeF N-terminal domain containing 3
Exons: 6
Coding region: 448-1197 (249 amino acids)
Cellular component (GO): mitochondrion
Molecular function (GO): NAD(P)HX epimerase activity
Source: RefSeq, a predicted model, not a curated record